GGGCACUUUUAUAGCAAGUUUAGGUGGGACGAUGGACGAAUUGUCCACCAUCCCCUUUCUUCAGUGCAGAAACCCUAAACAUGUCUGUUCUAAAGAAAUUGGCCUUGUUUAACUCUAAAGCUGGAGAUUUUAUUCAGUUGGUGUAGAGUGAGAAGAUGGGAUCGGCACAAUCCAGGAGAUCCAAGAUCAGCAAGGGAAAUGAUAGGCCAAAGUGCUUAAUCGAAGAUAAUGAUAAUGAAAACGGGAGCAAUGAUAAUGAUAAUAAAAUCAGGAGCAAUGAUAAUGAUAAUGAAAUCAGAGGCACUUACGGUUUUUUUUAAUUGGAAUUAAGGGCAUUGUUUUGAAUUUUUUAUAUUUCAUAUACACAUUUUAACAGUCGAAAUAUUUUCUGAUCUAGCGAUGUCUUGUAAUUGCACAGCGCACAGAUGUACGAGUUUCUUUGGUAAGUUUUCACUAGCGCUUUUAUCCAAUUUAUUGUGCAUAGAAAUGUUUGCAAAUUGCCUCCCAGUGGAUCAGACCGACAACACUACAAGUUCACCCACAAGCGAGUCCUCUCAACCCAGAGAGCACGGACAGAAGUUUGAUGUAUUUCUCAGUCACAGCGGUAAGCAGAAAAAUUUCGUUAGGCAGCUACACAGAGACCUCACACAGCAAGGUGUGUCCUGCUUUUUUGAUGAAGAUCGUGAAAGCUUGCCAGUGGGAGAAAAUUUCCCCUCUCGUAUACUGGAGGCCGCUAAGGCAUGCAAAGUAGCAGUUUUACUUCUCUCUAAGGAUUUUCUGAAAUCCAAGUGGCCCAUGAUAGAACUUUCUGCUUUUGUGAAAGCGAGAGACACAACAAAUCCAAAGCUCAUAAUUUUACCCCUUUUCUUCCUGAUUUCACCGGAUUAUCUUAAAAACAUUACAGAAGACAACAAAAAGUGGAGGCAGUUGAAGAUGUCCGAGAAAGAGCGAGCCGAAUGGCACCAGGCUUUGAAAGCAAUACGGCCAAUUACAGGGUUGCUGUUUGCUGAAGGGGGAAAUGAAGUUCAGUUCAGAGAUAAAAUAGUGCGAGAAAUCUGCAAAAUACUUCCAAGACCCUCCCCAGGGUAUCAAGGAAAUUUUUUCUCCAUACAGGCUCCCGGUGAACAGAAAAUUAUGUUAAUUGUGGAUCUUGGCUGCCGGAAUCACACAACAAUGUUCAUCAAGUUGGUUAAAGCAAAAGAAGGGGUAGAUAGUGCUGACGACAACGGAGAUUGUACUGUCACUAUAAUUGGGGCAGUAAACCCUGCGUUUCCCAUUGGAAUUGUGAUGAAAUUUGGGCCACUUGACACUGCGAUUCUCGUUGAUCCCGACUUUUUCAUUGGGAAAAAACUAUUGAAAGUUGGCGCUGCACACUUGCUUGAGUGUGGGGCUCAAGAUAAGAGCUUUUAG
Messenger RNA from Cryptomeria japonica (Japanese cedar), 1410 nucleotides. RefSeq lists its product as uncharacterized. Gene Ontology annotation, biological process: signal transduction. The transcript has 4 exons. Lineage: Eukaryota; Viridiplantae; Streptophyta; Pinopsida; Cupressales; Cupressaceae. The coding region runs from base 400 to 1410 and encodes 336 amino acids. The record is from RefSeq and is a predicted model, not a curated record.